Iphiclides podalirius (scarce swallowtail) is the source of this 3222-nucleotide messenger RNA. NCBI's taxonomy places the organism in Eukaryota, Metazoa, Arthropoda, Insecta, Lepidoptera, Papilionidae. The record is from the annotation of a GenBank genome assembly.
AUGGGUGAAAAGAAACUAAGCAAGGACAGGCUGAAACGUCUUGGCAAUCUAUUAGAAGACCAAAUGCGAAAAGAGAAUUUUAAAGUUGCCAGCACUAAUCAAGUUCAAGUUGGAGAAUUCCAAAAACUACGAGCUCCAUGUGACUCAAUACCAGAUUCUCAGGUACCAAAACAUAUCCUUGAUCAGUAUGCUAAGGUUGUGAAGAAGAAAGAUGCAGAGAACAAGCAGGACGCAAUGACGGACAGUGGUGUAAGUUCAGAAACAGAAAAUUUGGAAGAGGAAAAGUGUAGUAAAAUUAAAAAACUGGUAUUGCAAUAUGAGAAACCUGAUAUAUCUCCAGCUGUACAGGUGGUAAAAUCAGAUAACAAAGAGGCAGUAGAGUUACAAAGUGAUAUAAAUGAUAAUACUAAUUUAGAAUCUAUGGACAGUUUGUGUGCCUCGAGUGAAACAAUGCGGCUUGAGCGUAAGAACCCUCACUUGGUUUUAACAGACACCCUUAAGAAGGCUUUAAAGCAACCUCUGCCCUCUGGCCCCCCACCUAAAAAGCCGCCACGCGUAUUUGCCGCACCACUACAGGAAUCUAAAUUAACACCAACACCUGAAACACCAGAGAAAAAAAGAAAAGAUACUAAGAAAAUGCUUGAAAAACUGGAAAAAGUUUUACAAAAGAGAGAAGCUCAGAAUCUGACAAACAAACAUAUUUAUGAUGUUGUAGAAGCAGACUUAAAUCAAGAAGAUGAGGAACCCAUCUACGAUGAGCCCUUUACCGGAGAUAGUGAUGUCCUGCCAAAAUCAAACUUAAAAGAGAAAUAUAAUGAAUAUGGUUCCCUUAGCAGUUGGAAAGUUAAAGAGAGCUUCAGUAAGAGUUUGGAGGACCUGAGGGUUGCGGAUAAACAUUUGGACGCCAAGAUAUACGACAUCCCCUGCGAGCAGUCGCGCCCCACUACACCGGACCAGUCGACGUGCCGAGGCAAGACGGAAUUCCAGAUGCUGCGGAGGAACUUCGAGACUGGCUUCCGCAGACCGGAAACCGGACAGGAGUCUGGGGUGGCUACAGACCGCCACUCGAGCGGGACCGAGGCGAGGAAGCCUCCAGACGCCCACAAACCAGCUCUGAAGCCGCUGUCGGGCGCUAAGAAGGUGUGGCGCUCGACGGAGAACGUCUCCGAGGGGUUCAGGAGUGCGAGGGAGCGCGUCGAGAGGCAGCUCAACACGGCCACCGGCGGGCGGAGAAGGUUCGAGAAGAACGAAGCCCGCAGCGGGCCAAGGUUGAGCCUGGCACGGAGGGAUAGUACCCAGCUGGACGUCGACAGGGAGAACCUGAACCGUCUGAUGACGGAGAUCUACGAGACAGUGUCGGCCGCCUGCAACAUGGACGACAACCGACCGGGCAGCUUCCCCACUGAGCUGAGUGACGGCAGCACCAGCGAAGAGUCCGUCAAGCUGACGAGGAGUCUGACGGAGAAGAGGAAGAACUACGUGAGGCGAGUCUCCUCGAGGGUCGCCUAUCUGGACCCCAAUAAUGUCAAGGGCCUCCGGUUCCGACACCAGACCUCGAUCUGCUCGUACAAAUCCGAGGUCGUAGACAACCCCUACUCCACGUUCCGCUCGUGGAAGAGUUUCAGGGCCUCUCAGUCGAACCUGUCACGUGACAAGAUGGCGGACGUGACGGAUGACAGUUUCGGCCUGGGCGGGAACGAGUCUUUGGAGCACCCAGUUAGCGACGACACAGACAGCCGCAGCAUAGACGAGAAGACCGGCUGCGUGGAGAUCGGGCUGCCGUUCGAGCCGCGCGAGAGGGGUCUGUUCAACGUCUGUCUGCUGGUCGGCAUGGACUACAUGGGCGGGCGGGCAUACGUGAAGAGCGUGUUCCCUAGCCAGGUUAAGGCACCGGCUCAUAUCGAGAACCUCGUGUUCCCCGAGACCCUGAGAGGAGCUCAGUGCUCGGCCGACCACGCUCAGCGAUACUCGCUCGUUCUCACGGACGAGCGCGGCGAGCGCAGUUAUGGGUACUGUCGGCGAGUGCUUCCAGAGGGCGCCACUAGCUGCCUACCUCUCUGCUACUGUUUGAUUGGGAAAUACCGAGCUCCCGGCUUUUACUAUAAAGUGCUGAAAGAGAUCGAAUCGCUCCACGGCAACUCGGAGGUGGAGAUAAAUCUACUGCUGCAGCAGCUGUUCGAGAGCGACUUCCCCAGUCCCGGCGAGGAGCUGGCGCUGGUCUGCAGCCGCGCCCGCGCCCACCCGCAGGACCCUCAGGACCCCGACCAGGAGGGCGGCAUCGCGAGGGACCUGGAAGGGUCGAGCAGAACGAUCACGAUCAAGAGGCCCAUAGAGCCUCGCGUGGACGAGGACAGCUUCUCCGUUCUGCUGGACUCGUUCGGUGCCGGGCUGGUCAUCAAGGUCUUCGGCUCGCUGCUGCUGGAGCGGAAGGUGGUCGUCAUGGGCGACCAGUUGAGCGUGGUGUCCUCGUGCCUGGAGGCGCUGCAAGCGGCGCUCUACCCGCUGGUGUGGCAGCAGCCGCUCAUCUCCAGCAUCCCGGCCGAGAUCCAGCGCGACGUGCUGGAAGCGCCGCUGCCUAUUCUGGCGGGCAUGCUCAACACCGAGGGGGACGCUGAGGCGGGAGCGGAUAGCAUACUCUUCGAGGAGGGUAUGCUGAUCGACCUGACACACCCCAACAAGGUGCUGUUCUACCAGGGCGACGAGUCGACGAUCCUGCCCACGUCCAGCUACAAGACCCUGAAGACCUCGCUGCAGAUGGAGUCGGUGAAGCAGCGGGAGAAAAACGAGGACACGAGGACGAGGAACGUGAUGAUAUCGGAGGCGUUCCUCAGGUUCUUCGUGGACAUCCUCGGCGACUUCUGGCGCUUCUUCGAGGCCAGGGAGCCGCGCGAGGGCGAGAUGGGCAGGAACGGCAUAGUGUUCGACAAGGAGGCGUUUGUGAGGAGCGCCCCGUCGAAGCAGAACCAGUACUUCUUAGAGUGGUUCGCCGAGACAGCCAUGUUCAACCACUUCGUGCAGAACAUGGCGGCGACCCACCCCCUCGCCGCGCCCCCGGGCCGCCUGGUGGACACCCCCCUCCCCAACUUCUACGAGCUGUUCCAGCAAAGGCUCAGCAGUAGGAACAAAGCGGAACACAGGCUGCCGGACUCGAAGAACAACUACAAGAGCGCUGUCAACAAGAAGGUCAAAAUGCUGAAGACCAAACUAAGAGAGCUCGUUGCU